UGCUGGAGACUUGAAGUAGGCUAUUGCGCAGUCAACGUGAGACCCUUCAGGAUCCGCGCUGUGCCCCCACUCCCUCUUAACAUAUCCCUGUCAACACUUUUCAGCGCGUUUUACCUGAAUACCCUCCAACGCAUUGUUCCCGAAAAUAUGUUCGAGUGAUUUUUGAGUGUCAUCUCAUCACGUUUUUGCAUCGUUUUAGAGGGGAACAAUAUCGGGAGACCCACAACACUCAAGUCUGUUGAUCCGGAUGAACUAACUGGUGAAAAAAGUAACUCGCAACAGAUUUUGCUCGCGGACAACUUCUCUGGGGCUGAGGAGACAGCAGAAGUUAUGGCUUACUCUCUCUCUCUCAGUCUGCUGUACCUGGGCUUGCUGUGUGGGACUGGACUGGUGUCCGCACGAGGAUCCGAGCUGUUUGCUCAAGAUCCCAAUAGAGGACCUCAUUUUAUGGGCUGCCGCUCCAGAGAGCAGGAGACCUUUCGUUGCUGGUGGAGCGCUGGGACCUUCCAGAACCUCACCGAGCCUGGAGCACUCAGGGUCUUCUACCAGACCAAAAAUAUCCUCCCUAGUGAGUGGCAGGAGUGUCCAGACUACACAAGUACUGUGGAAAACGAAUGCUACUUCAACAAGACCUUCACACAAAUCUGGAUUUCGUACUGCAUCCGUCUGCGCUCGGUUCCUCAGAACAUAACCUACGAUGAGGUCUGCUUUACAGUGGAGAACAUUGUUCAUCCUGACCCACCAAUUGGGCUGAACUGGACUCUACUGAACGUGAGUCGCUCAGGGUUGUACUUUGACAUCCUUGUGCGCUGGGCUCCCCCUCCGUCCGCAGAUGUGCAGAUGGGCUGGAUGAAUCUGGUGUACCAGGUUCAGUACCGGGUCAGGAACACCUCCCAAUGGGAGAUGCUGGUCCGGGAGAGUGGCACACAGCAGUCCAUCUACGGUCUGCUCACUGACAAAGAGUAUGAAGUCCGUGUGCGCUGCACGAUGUCAUCCUUUGACAACUUUGGCGAAUUCAGCAACAGCAUCAUUGUCCAUGUGGCACAGAUACCAAGCAAAGAAUCAACAUUCCCGACGGCGUUAGUGUUGAUUUUUGGAGUGAUUGGAGUGGUGAUUCUUCUUGUCCUCCUCGUCUUCUCCCAGCAGCAGAAGUUGAUGGUAAUCUUUUUGCCACCUAUUCCUGCACCUAAAAUUAAAGGGAUCGACCCAGAGCUGCUAAAGAAUGGAAAGCUUGACCAGCUCAAUUCUUUGCUGAGCAGUCAAGAUAUGUACAAGCCGGACUUCUAUCAUGAAGACCCAUGGGUGGAGUUCAUCCAGCUGGACCUUGACGACCCUGCAGAGAAGAACGACGGCUCUGAUACACAACACCUGCUGGGCCUGUCCCGCUCGGGCUCCUCUCACGUCCUUAAUUUCAAAAGCGACGACGAUUCGGGUCGUGCUAGCUGCUACGACCCAGAAAUCCCAGAUCCCGAGGACAUGGCUUCCCUUCUGCCUGGCCAUUCUGGACGGGGAGAGCAGCACCCGCUGGUUUCCAGAAGCAGCUCGUCUAUCCCUGAGCUCGGCGACCAGCAGACAUCAGAAGUGGUGGAGACGCCCGUCCAAACGCAACCUGCUGUGCCCAGCUGGGUUAACAUGAACUUUUAUGCCCAAGUAAGUGAUUUCACACCAGCGGGAGGAGUGGUGCUCUCGCCUGGACAGCUGAACGACUCUCCAGGAAAAAAGAAAGAGGAAGAAAACGAAAAGAAGAAGAUACAAUUCCAGCUGCUCUCGGACGGAGCCUACACCUCAGAGAACACGCCCAGGCAGCUUUCCGCCGACGUGCCACCUAGCCCUGGUCCUGAGCAGGGGUACCAAUCAUUCCCAACCCUGGCUGUUGAGGGAAACCUCUGGAAUGGAGAGUACCUGGUGUCCGCCAGCGACUCCCAAACACCGUACCUACUUCCUGAAACUCCUCCAGUCCCCAUAAUGCCACCAGUGUCGGACUAUACAGUAGUGCAGGAAGUGGACGCCCAGCACAGCCUCCUCCUGAAUCCUCCUUCCUCGCAGCCCACGGUCUGUUCGCACAGCCCAAACAAACACCUCCCUGCCAUGCCAACCAUGCCUAUGGGGUACCUCACCCCAGACCUUCUGGGAAACCUGACUCCAUGAAGACACUAUAGAUUGAAGUUGAUGGUCUGGUUGUACAAUCUCACUGCUGGAAACCAAAGUUGCAAGAACAACACAGGACGGAUAUAGCAUUUCGUUUGGGAAUUCUGCACAUGGAUUUACUCUGCUGUACGCUACAAAAUGGACUGCCCUGAAAACGUUUCUUCUCUUUUCUGCUGUUGCAGUUGUGCUACGCUAGCUCGCCGAGAGAGUUAUAAUGCGUUAUCGAUUUAACGCCAGCUGGUUACAUGCAAAAACGAAAAUUCACUACAGAAAUAUGCUCGCUUGCUGUGUCGGAGAACCAUUUUGAAAAUGUGUUUGUUGUUACAAAGUUACAGAGCUGAAGUGGCAUUGGGAUGAAAAAUAUCUGAUGAGAUCAAUUCAAACGUAUCUUUAUACUAAAUUGUUUACACACAGAUUAAAGACGUAUCACAUUUGCUCAUAGAUGGAAUAUUAAAUAUAUUUCCUUGCCGCAUAUUACAGUACCAGAAAUAUAUCUUUUUUAGGAGAAAAAUGAAUGGGAGCCAUUUUGUGCGGUGCAUCCAUCCUGCACAUUUUAUCCUUUGCCAUAGCCAGAUAGAUAAGAAACGGGGUUGUGGUGCCGAUGUGUAUUUUAGCAUAAUAGCAUCACUAUAUAUGACUGUAAUAUUUGCGAUCAUUGCUAGAAAAUGUCAAGACAAGUGAUUGUUAUGCCAUUGGCCCACAGAACAAGCUGUUACCUUGCCUUGUUCAAAGAGCAAGAAAUGAACUUGUCUUUGUUUGUAGUGAAUGUGAAUGUGUCCAGGGGAAAUGUAAAAAAAUUAAACGUUUGUAGUCUUUGCUGUGCAAUGCAAAACCGAAUGGCAGGUUUUCUUAUAUUUUACUUUUGUACAUGUGUAGCAGUUUUAUAUUGACGGAGACACUAUAAAUCUAUACAUGCUUUUACAAUGGGAGUUACAUUACGGAAUAGCUGGGAAAGAAGUGCCAAUUUUUUUUGACUUGUGGUAUUACACAAAGACUGGCCAUCAAAUGAAGCUAAAUCGUUCUUGCCAGGAGAGUAUACUCAAUGACUGGUCAAAGCUGCUUUUAACUAGAGCUAUUUUAUGAAAUAAUGCAUUAUAAUAUAAGAAAUAAUAACUGGAGAUUUUUUUUAUUUGCAAUCAUAGACUGUUAAGAGUUCUCAAGCCACAUGUUGAAAACCUAGUCGGUGGAUUUGUCACAGAUGUAAUUGUAUGCUUUUGAAAAGUUUGUACAGAAAAAGUGUUAAGUUGUAUAGAUGAGCUUAUUUUGAGCGCUUUGUCACUCUUACCUGUUCUCUGUUUUUAGAGAAAUACAGUGGAGGUAUAUGAUGGUGAAGAAGGAGCUUAAUUGGCCCUGGGUUUGCCUAUGAUGCUUGAAUACUGGGUCCUAACUUGUUUUAGGUGUCUGUCUGUUGUAGUUACAGUGCCUUCCAAAAGCUUUUGACUUUCUUCUGAUUUUGUGUUCAAUUUAAUUGUGACCCAACUGUUUAUAAGGCUCCUGACGUAUAUGUUUUAGCUUACCUCGAGGGCAUCCAAGAUGUAGGUGUCUUUGUUUCCACAGUAUUUUCAAUUUUGACA
Messenger RNA from Pimephales promelas (fathead minnow), 3722 nucleotides. RefSeq names its product growth hormone receptor a (gene ghra). Gene Ontology annotation, biological process: cytokine-mediated signaling pathway. NCBI's taxonomy places the organism in Eukaryota, Metazoa, Chordata, Actinopteri, Cypriniformes, Leuciscidae. Gene Ontology annotation, molecular function: cytokine receptor activity; protein binding. Gene Ontology annotation, cellular component: external side of plasma membrane. The record is from RefSeq and is a predicted model, not a curated record.